AUGGAGACCAUCUGGAUCUACCAGUUCCGCCUCAUCGUGAUCGGAGACUCCACCGUGGGCAAGUCAUGCCUCCUGCACCGCUUCACCCAGGGCCGCUUUCCGGGCCUGCGCUCCCCCGCCUGCGACCCCACAGUGGGCGUGGACUUCUUCUCCCGCCUGCUGGAGAUCGAGCCCGGCAAGAGGAUCAAGCUGCAGCUGUGGGACACGGCGGGGCAGGAGCGGUUCAGGUCAAUAACUCGCUCUUACUACCGCAACUCAGUUGGUGGAUUUUUAGUAUUUGACAUCACUAACCGACGAUCCUUUGAACAUGUGAGAGAUUGGCUAGAAGAAGCAAAAAUGUAUGUACAGCCAUUUCGGAUUGUGUUUCUGCUAGUUGGACACAAGUGUGAUUUAGCUUCACACCGUCAAGUUUCAAGGGAAGAAGCUGAAAAACUGUCCGCAGACUGUGGCAUGAAAUAUAUAGAAACCUCAGCAAAAGACGCCACAAAUGUUGAAGAAUCGUUCACAAUCUUGACAAGAGACAUCUAUGAACUUAUUAAAAAGGGAGAGAUUUGUAUUCAGGAUGGCUGGGAAGGGGUCAAAAGUGGUUUUGUUCCGAAUACUGUGCAUUCUUCUGAGGAAGCAGUAAAGCCCAGGAAAGAGUGCCUAUGCUGACUGCAACCAUGCCAAAGAACGCAGAAGGGCAGACCGGGGGUCCGUUCCAGAGAAAUACCAAUAUUAAAAGCAGAAUGCCGCAAUGAAAGCAUUUAAGAACGUCAUCUACCUGACUCACUGCCCAUAUUAACACUGUUGUGUAAGGUCUUUAAUUCAGAGCACUAUGCUUAUGUGUUAAACUAUGAGAUUGGAUAUUAGCAGACAAGCCAAACUUUUUCUAGAAACUCAAGUAUCCGCAUAAUUACCUCCGUUUUCACCUUGUUAUCACAUGACUGGCCUUAGUGUCCAAAUAUGGCAAUCUUUCUCCUUUAUCUUGACAGUCUGAAAUGGUGUGUAUGUGUGGUCUCAUUUUAAACUUUUAACAAGAAGUAUAGUCUCUGGAGUUAAUUCAUUUUAAACAGUAAAAUGGGUAUCAAAGUACACUGUUCACUUACAAAGACUUCUCAGAGGUAUCGACCGGAACUAAAACGGUAGUUUCCUACUUAAGGAACCAGGUUUUUUAACCAUUUUCUUUAAUUUUGUCUGAACAUAAGGGAAUACGUUUUAUACUAAUUUUUCUUCUCUGAGUUAUUGCUCCUGAACAUUUUAUAUCUUUUAGAUGUGUCUGAGAAUCUAAGCAAAAUAUUUUACUGCAAAUACAUGUAAAAAUACAAACAAGCACCCAUUUAUCAGCAAAUGUUUUCAUAUUUUAGUAUACUGUCCUGCCUUAGGCAGAGGAAACAAGUUCACUGAUAUGCUGGCAAAUUCAAAGAAAUUAAAUGCAGUUUACCUUGAACUAGUGUCAAA
This is a messenger RNA of Echinops telfairi (small Madagascar hedgehog), 1440 nucleotides long. RefSeq names its product RAB39A, member RAS oncogene family (gene RAB39A). Gene Ontology annotation, cellular component: Golgi membrane. The record is from RefSeq and is a predicted model, not a curated record. The coding region runs from base 1 to 654 and encodes 217 amino acids. Gene Ontology annotation, biological process: Rab protein signal transduction. NCBI's taxonomy places the organism in Eukaryota, Metazoa, Chordata, Mammalia, Afrosoricida, Tenrecidae. Gene Ontology annotation, molecular function: GTP binding; GTPase activity. The transcript is spliced from 2 exons.